AUGUUUCAUUCGCCAACCGGAAACGCCAGCAGAGCCCUAGAUAAUCAUUUUGAAGAAAUCAUUCCUGGAAUGAAUUCACCAUUGGCUCAUGGUAAUAUUUCGUCAAACUCUAUAAUGGAUUACCCGCUACCAACAGGCCCAGUGGAGGUUUCAAGAGUUUCAGUGAAAAUUUCACCAUUCUGGCGCAACAGUCCAGCAUUAUGGUUCAAACAGGUCGAAAGCCAAUUUAUAACAUCUGGAAUAACAUCCGAUUCAACCAAAUUUCAUACAAUUGUUGGUUCCAUAGACGCAAGCGUUCUUUCGGAGGUAAGCAACCUUAUUCUCAAUCCACCAGAAACAAAUAUGUAUGAAACGCUAAAGAAGAGUCUCCAAGACCGUUCCAUGGAUUCGGAAGAGAAGCGGUUGAAGCGUUUGUUGCGUGAAAUGGAACUUGGCGAUAAAAAGCCAUCAACAUUACUCCGUGAGAUGAUCUGUUUAGACUCUGGUGAGGUUUCGGAUGAACUUUUAAAAUCUCUCUGGAUGCAACGACUUCCGAAGCAAACUCAAGCAAUUUUAUCGAUAAGCAGUGAAUCUUUAAGCAAUUUGGCGGCUAUGGCCGAUAAGAUUUCUGAUACCGUGGAAUCAUGGGAUGUUAGUGCUAUAUCCUCGAGAAACCCGACAGAGUCGACACAAAUUCGGGAUUUAACAGCCAAAAUUGAAGAAAUAACCAAGAAGAUUGAGGCACUCACAAAUCAAUUAAGAAGGCGUUCAAAAUCAAGAGGCAGGUCACAGAGAAAGUCACGUGAUAAACCUUUUUGCUCCUCAUCAUCGGUGACGGAUGAGGACUGCCAACAGAUAUGUCGCCUUUUUGUUCGUGAUACAAACCUAAAAUAUGACUUUCUCAUCGAUACUGGUGCUGAUGUAUCUGUAUCAACUGAAAAACGCCAAAAUCCUAAGUCUUGA
Stomoxys calcitrans (stable fly) is the source of this 942-nucleotide messenger RNA. RefSeq lists its product as uncharacterized. Gene Ontology annotation, molecular function: aspartic-type endopeptidase activity. The transcript has 2 exons. NCBI's taxonomy places the organism in Eukaryota, Metazoa, Arthropoda, Insecta, Diptera, Muscidae. The record is from RefSeq and is a predicted model, not a curated record. The coding region runs from base 1 to 942 and encodes 313 amino acids. Gene Ontology annotation, biological process: proteolysis.